Linnemannia hyalina is the source of this 1023-nucleotide messenger RNA. NCBI's taxonomy places the organism in Eukaryota, Fungi, Mortierellomycota, Mortierellomycetes, Mortierellales, Mortierellaceae. The record is from the annotation of a GenBank genome assembly.
AUGAAGGAGCUGCCUCUUAGGAUCAACUUCCACCCUAUCAGCUACAUGAAGUUACAGAUGUACUCGUCUUUGGAUAUCGGCAUGUCGAAGCAGUCAGGAAUGAUGGGUGGUACUGGGGGAGAGCUCGAUGAGGUCAAGCGCAUGUUGGUUGAGACCAACCCCUUCCUCUUGGCUCUUACCGUCAUUGUCAGCUGUCUCCACAGUGCCUUUGAGAUGUUGGCUUUCAAGAACGAUAUUGCGUUCUGGAAGGAUAAGAAGGGAACGGCCGGAUUGUCGGUUCGCUCGAUCUUCUUGGAUAUUGCUCAGCAGAUCAUUGUCUUCUUGUACUUGAUGGACAACAACUCAGAGACCAGUUACAUGAUUCUGAUCGGACAGGGAGUAGGACUGGCCAUUGAGCUCUGGAAGGUCAAGAAGGCCCUCAAGGUCGACAUUGUCCCCGCCACGACCGGCGUUUUCCCUUGGCGUCUGCACUUCAACACCUCCGAACCCCUGAGCGAUUUGGAGGAAAGAACCAAGGAGUACGACGAAGAAGCUUUCAAGUACCUCACCUACGCUGCCUUCCCCCUCUUGGGCGGCUACGCCAUCUACUCUCUCAUGUACGAGGAGCACAAGUCGUGGUACUCGUUCGUUGUCGGCACCUUGGUCGGGUUUGUGUACACUUUUGGAUUCAUCAAGAUGACCCCCCAAUUGUUUAUCAACUACAAGCUCAAGAGUGUGGCUCAUAUGCCCUUCCGCACGAUGAUGUACAAGUCGUUGAACACUUUUAUCGACGACUUGUUCUCGUUCAUUAUCAAGAUGCCCAUGCUGCAUCGCUUGGCCUGUCUCCGCGACGACGUUGUUUUCUUUAUUUACCUCUACCAGCGCUGGAUCUACCGUACCGAUCAUUCUCGUGCUAACGAGUUUGGUCAGGUUGGAGCUGAGGAGGAUGAGAAGAAUCCAGCUAUUACUGCUUCUUCCAGCUCGGAUGCCAAGAAGGCUGUCACUGAGGGCGUUGACUUGAAGGAGACCAAGAAGAACAAGUAG